Molecule: messenger RNA, 851 nt
Organism: Euleptes europaea (tarantolino)
Lineage: Eukaryota; Metazoa; Chordata; Lepidosauria; Squamata; Sphaerodactylidae
Gene: HAUS1
Product: HAUS augmin like complex subunit 1
Exons: 8
Coding region: 118-834 (238 amino acids)
Biological process (GO): centrosome cycle; spindle assembly
Cellular component (GO): HAUS complex; cytosol
Source: RefSeq, a predicted model, not a curated record
UUGUGGUUGAAAAAGACUUUUGGAGAUCAGCCUAUCCCCCCGUAUGAGGCAGAUACUCGGACGGUAGAUGUUUUGUACGAGUUGGCGGAAUGCAACGAGUCCAGGGAUGGAGACGUCAUGCUGUUAAUUGACGACAUGAAGCAGAAGACAGUGGAGUAUGAAUCAGAUGGCAACUAUCUACAGGGUCUUCUGAUGGAAAGUUUAAAUCUCUCUUUCACCGGCCUGUCAAAUGCCAGCACCAGCUAUCUGAACACCUUGGUGGACACAGCCAUAGCCUUAGAAACAAAAGACACGUCCCUUGCAAGCUUCAUUCCUGCCAUCAAUGACUUGUCUUCAGAUGUGUAUGCAGCAGAAUCAAGAAACAAAGACCUGGAGCAUGAAUUGACCACCCUGAGAAAAAAACUCACUUCAGCACUGGUGCUAGAAAAGCGUCUACAGGACGACCUUAAAAAAACUGAAGAACUUCUGGCGGUGGAAAAAGCCAAAGCUGAUAGCCGAACCCAGAACUUGAAGUUCUUGAAGGACAAAUCUGAGGACUUCAAAUUCAGAAUCACGGCGGCCGAGGAACAACUUACUGCGAGUGGGAUGGAUGCUUCCUUGACACAUGAGUCUCUAGUGAGUCUCUCGGAGAAACUAGCAGAGUUAAAGAAGCAAGCAGCACCUCUGAAGAAGAAACUGGACUCAUAUCUGGACCUUACGCCCAGUCCUUCUCUUGCUCGAGUGAAGAUCGAGGAAGCCAAGAGGGAGCUGGAUGCGCUUGAGGCAGAGUUUUCUACAAUGGUGGACAUGUCGGCGCUUUCAGCGCCUUUAUCUGGCAAACGUCGAUUUACCUAGUGACACUGAUAUGGAAA